Messenger RNA from Penicillium coprophilum, 585 nucleotides. Its product is annotated as coatomer subunit zeta. Gene Ontology annotation, cellular component: COPI vesicle coat. Gene Ontology annotation, biological process: intra-Golgi vesicle-mediated transport; retrograde vesicle-mediated transport, Golgi to endoplasmic reticulum; intracellular protein transport. The transcript is spliced from 3 exons. The record is from RefSeq and is a predicted model, not a curated record. The coding region runs from base 1 to 585 and encodes 194 amino acids. NCBI's taxonomy places the organism in Eukaryota, Fungi, Ascomycota, Eurotiomycetes, Eurotiales, Aspergillaceae.
AUGCCCGGCUCUCUGUCCCUUUUCUCCGUCAAUGCGGUCCUCGUCAUGUCCGCUGACGAUGUACUUCUCGGCACCACACCCCCCGCCGGCGCUGCACCGAACUCGACUGACUACCUCGGUGCCAACCCCUAUCCUACCGUGAAGGAGCAGCGUGCUUUCGAGAAGGGCCUGCUUGAGAAGACCAAUAAAUCCGCAAGUGAUGUGAUUCUUUACGAUAACCGCAUUGUUGUUUUCAAGAUGGAGAGCGACGUCAUGCUCUAUGUUGUUGGAAGCGCCGACGAGAACGAGGUUUUGCUUUACAAUGUUGUGCUGUCACUACGGGAUGCUCUCGGAAUUUUAUUCAAGGGUGCAACCGACAAGCGCACUAUCGUUGAGAACUACGACCUCGUUGCUUUGACUAUCGACGAGACUAUUGAUGAUGGAAUCAUCCUCGAGACUGACCCGGUUAUGAUUGCUUCGCGUGUCAGCCGUGCACCCGCUGCAGAUGCACCCAACAUGAAGAAUAUCGAUCUGACGGAACAGGGCUUAAUGAACGCCUGGGAGUUCGGCAAGCGGCGUCUUGCAGAGGGAUUGCGACAGAUGUAA